Messenger RNA from Tremella mesenterica DSM 1558, 792 nucleotides. RefSeq lists its product as uncharacterized. The record is from RefSeq and is a predicted model, not a curated record. The transcript has 4 exons. Bases 213 to 731 code for a protein of 172 amino acids. NCBI's taxonomy places the organism in Eukaryota, Fungi, Basidiomycota, Tremellomycetes, Tremellales, Tremellaceae.
CUUUCCUCGAGGAAACGACAUAUCGCUCAUUUUUAUACUCCUCUCAUACCAGUAUUCUCCUUACUACACUCCAACCUUUUCCUUCUUUCCUCUUUCGACCCAAACUACGUUCCACUCUCAACCCUUUCCCCAUCCUUCCAUCUUUACCGUCUUUGAUCGUCUCCAACGCUCUAAACAUCGUAUCUUCCACCGAGUGAAAAACUUUUAUCACCAUGGUAUCAAUCUCCGAAAGAGGAGUUCGAUUAUCUCAUUCUAUACUGUACGGUCUCACAUUAUUAGCAUCCAUCAUAGCUCUUGCUAUCAGUGCAGCUUUGGUUAAAUAUUAUAAUGAUAAUGGUUAUCCACCCGCACAUCAUGAAGCUUAUAAAGCUAGAAUAAGGAUAUUGUUAGUUGCAAGUGUUUGGACUGUGGUUUUUGGACUCAUUUUUUUAAUAGGGUUCAACACUAUAGGUAGACACGUAGCAAUGGGUAUUUUAACACAUUUGGUUCCGACAGCCAUCGGGUUUAUCUUAUUCCUCAUCGGAGUCAGUUCUUUAACGGCUUUAACGGAUAAAGUAGAUUGUGGUAAUUCCGGUCAAUCAUUCAAGAGGUGUGAUAUAGUGAAAGGAUUAGUAGUUAUCAGUUGGAUCGAUACAAUCUUCCUCUUCCUCUCUUUAGCGUUCAUCAUUACACUCGCUUUCAUCGCUAAAGGUUGGUCAGGAGUACAUCGUUCCACUCUUUACAUUGAAUGAUCGUUUCCCUUUCUGCCUCUCCAGUCUCCCCGACUUCUCAAGACUUUUCAUGUGUUUAUUC